Cydia strobilella is the source of this 1023-nucleotide messenger RNA. RefSeq names its product NPC intracellular cholesterol transporter 2 homolog a (gene Npc2b). The record is from RefSeq and is a predicted model, not a curated record. The coding region runs from base 37 to 549 and encodes 170 amino acids. Gene Ontology annotation, molecular function: sterol binding. The transcript is spliced from 3 exons. NCBI's taxonomy places the organism in Eukaryota, Metazoa, Arthropoda, Insecta, Lepidoptera, Tortricidae. Gene Ontology annotation, biological process: sterol transport.
CUGAGAUGCGCAAAAGUCAGACAACCGGUCACUUGAAUGGGUCGUUGCGAUUGCGGUAAGGUAACAUGGUUAGUUGCCACAAUGGUUGCGCUGAGCGUGGUUGUGCUGUCGUGCCUGGCUCUCGCCGCCGCCACCGACGUCGACCAAUGUCCAGGUGGUCGAACCAUUGAAACCCUCAGGAGCGACGUCGCUUUGACGCAGUGCAAGAAGCUGCCAUGCAAGCUCAAGAAAAACACCAGGCAACACGUCACUUUUAAAUUUAAAACCGAUAAGGAAAUUAAAGAUCUGAAGAACCACGUGCAGGCGGAGGUGUUCGGAGUGCCGCUGCCAUUCGUCGGUGUGGACGGCAAAUCUGUGUGCGACAAGCUGGAGACAGAGGGCGGGGAGAAGGCCUCCUGCCCGCUGGCUGCCAAUACUGCCUACGUCUACAAGGACUCGUUCCCCAUUGAAAGCUUUUAUCCAAACCUAGAAUUAAGGGUGCACUGGGCUCUGCAAUCGCUCGGGAAAGAUGUCGCGUGUUUUGAAGUACCCGCUAAAAUAAGCAAUUAAUGUAUUGGAGAUGUUUUCUUGUUCUUAAAAUUAAAAAAUGUUAUGGGUGAUGUCAUUUGACUUAAAGGUUUCGUAACAACUAAGUCCAUUUUUGAUGAUUCUUGGCCAUAUUUGGGCAUAAACAGAAUCGUAACGUAUAUGUCACUUAUGAUGAGAGAUUUAUGGUUUACAUAAGUAUUAUUAAAUUAUUAAAUUGUAAAACGGGACUUAAUUGCGGGGAUUAAUCGGGGCUUAAUAAUGUGUAGAGAUCGUGAAUGUUUAAGUCAGUGUUAUUAAUAAAUUGUUGCGGAAUAAAAUAUAGUUUCAAAUUCUGUUGACUUAGACGCAGAAACAUCUGUGCGGAGUAGAAAAUAUACACGAAGUAUUGCAGAGAAAAGCUCAAGUUAAGCCAUAUUUUUAUUGUUCAUGCUUAAAAUGGAAUGAAUUAUUUUAAUAAAUGGAAGACAAUUGUUUAAUAAAACCGCUCGUACUUAC